Molecule: messenger RNA, 3063 nt
Organism: Lachancea dasiensis
Lineage: Eukaryota; Fungi; Ascomycota; Saccharomycetes; Saccharomycetales; Saccharomycetaceae
Source: the annotation of a GenBank genome assembly
AUGUCUAAUGUAUCGGAUAGUAGUAUUAAUGGUUUAGAAUCACAAGAUUCAACAAACACUAAAAUUUUGCGAGCCAUUGCGGACGUUUUCCAAACAGCCCAAUCAACGUAUGCAGGACACAGGAGGCAUAUCGCGGUCUUGAAGCGGAUCCAAGCGAAGGCAGUGCAGAAAGGGUAUGAGGAAAUAUUCAAUUACUGGUUCAAUAAGAUGGUUACUUUAGUCUUGCCACUUAAGAGGACUGAAAUCGUUGGGGAUCGAAUUGUGAGACUUGUGGCCGGGUUUGUGGCCAGCCUGGAAAACGAUUUAGAGACUCAAAAGGAAAGUAGGGAAGAACACAGUAAACAAGAUGAGGUCUUCUCCAGGUUUGUGAACCAGUUUGUAAGGCAUAUCUUACGUGGGAUCGAAUCUCGAGAUAAAAACGUUCGCUACAGAGUAACACAGCUUCUGGCUGUUAUCAUGGACAACAUAGGUGAAAUUGACGAAGAUCUUUACAAUUUGAUUAUGUGGUCAUUUCAGAAAAGAGUCUACGACAAGGAACCAUUCGUGCGCAUUCAGUCCAUCUUUUGCUUAACGAAAUUUCAAGACGAGGAAAGCACUUCGGACACAGUAGAUGAUGCCACAGGAAAAUUGAUGCACGCAAUCCAAAAUGAUCCGAGUGCAGAAGUUAGGCGUGCUGCGAUGCUGAAUCUGGUCAGCACGGACAGGACACAAGAAUUGAUCAUGGAAAGAGCUCGGGACGUUAAUCCCAUAAAUCGACGAAUAGUGUAUUCUAGGGUUCUGAAAAACAUGGGAGCUAGUGUAUUUCAGAAGCUCGAUAUUGCGGUUAUUGGGAAGCUUAUAACUUAUGGUCUGGAGGACCGUGAGGAAAAUGUUCGGAAUGCGUGCUCUCGGUUAGUAGCGCUUGACUGGCUGAACAUAAUGAACGGAGACAUCAUUAAAUUAUUGGUUGAAUUGGACGUGACUAGAAAUACCGUCUGUGCAAAAGUUAUGGAUGCAAUCUUUAGUUAUCGAGAUGAUACGGUUUCCAAGAUUAAACUACCAGAAGACAUCUGGCAAGACCUAACCGCCGAAGUAUCGUUUUUGAUCAAAGCCUUUCACUCUCACUGUUUGCAGUACAAGUUGGACGAUGUUGUGGAUGCCAAUUUCCCAGAAGCCUCAAAACUGUCAGCAUACUUGCAAAAGUAUCUUGAUACUCGCUUCACAAAAGUUGAUCUAUCUGCACAUGACGUUCAUUGCCUGGAAUUUAUCAUUGAGCAGGUACUCACGGUGGCUGUCAGGUAUGAUUAUAGCGAUGAGGUUGGAAGACGGGCGAUGCUGAUAGUGAUUCGUAAUUCCUUAGCAAAACAUCAACUCAGCCCCACCUUAGUAAAAACUUCACUGAAAGUUUUGGAGGUUCUGUCCAUCAAUGAGCGUGAUUUUAUAGCCAUGACUGUUGAGAUCAUCACCGAUAUUCGCGAUGAGGACAUCGAAAAACAAGAAAUUCAAGAAACGAACAAAAAGUCUUUGGCUGUAGAAGCUCAAGACGAACAAGACGAUGAAGAGAUGGAAUCAUUUCACUCUGCCGUAGAUGACUUGGUGAACGGAAAUACAGUACCAGACCAGGGUGCUCGUUUGCUCGCCACUGAACGAGAAGCGAGCUCCAAGGCGCUAAUUGCAUGUCUUACUAUGUCCCAAUGCAUGCUCGAAUUGGUCUUGUCUCCAAUAGAGGACAACAUUAUGGUAACGUCUUUGAUUGAAACCCUCAUAACGCCUGCUGUAAGAAACACUCAGGCAGAAGUAAGGGAGCUAGGUGUUCGCAAUCUAGGGCUAUGUUGUCUGAUGGACGUUAAGCUUGCAACUGAAAGUUUAUAUCUCUUUGGGAUGUGUGUAUCGAAAGGUGACGCAAGCUUGAAGAAUAUUGCACUACAAGUCAUAUUUGAUAUUUUCUCGAUACAUGGCCUCAAAGUUGUUGACGGAGAGGGAAAAGUCGACUCCAUAUCGUUACACAAAAUAUUUUACAAGACUUUAAAGAAUUGUAAGAUUCCUGAAUGCCAAGCGAUUGUCGCGGAAGGUCUGUGUAAGCUUUUUCUGGGAGACGUUUUUACUGACGAUGACCUCUUUGAGACACUUGUACUAUCUUAUUUUUCGCCGGCUAAUUCCCAAAACGAAGCCUUGGUACAGGCUUUCGCAUUCUGCCUCCCAGUGUAUUGUUUUUCUCACAUUCAACACCAGAAACGAAUGGUUCGAGUCGCAGGCGACGUUCUUUUGAGACUUUCCGUUCUAUGGGAUGAGGUUCAGACAAAUACAGACGAUACUAUAGUCACGCCCACCAUGUUGAAGCCAAGUCUGAUUUUUCAGGAACUCAUCGAUUGGACAGACCCAAAUAAGGUUGUGAAUCAAACAGAAAAUAUAAAUGAGACUGAAGAUUCUCAAUUGGAUUUCCUGGUAGCAGUUCUGAAGAUGUAUUAUAAACUGGAACGGAAAGAUGUCAAGAAAAUGAUACUGACUAAUAUAAACAGAUUUGGCUUUAAUGGUAGCGAUAUGGCGAAGUGGAAAGAAGCUUCUGAAGUUUUGGAAGAUAUCUUGGACAAUGACGACAUUGACUCUUCGUCCCGAAACUCUAUUACAAAAUUUUUAGCUUCUUUGACAGAUUUUAUGAAAACUAGAGGAGAUCAGGAGAAGCAUCACUCGGAUGAUGAGAUUGAUGAUCGAUUUUCGAGCGACAAUGGGAGCACCACUCAUCAUGAGCCUGCCCAAGGAACGUCGAGGGCAGUUUCACAGGAUCUCUUGAAGGACGCUGCUCUUGUUCCUGAACAAGAAGCAAAUACAGCCAUGCCUGAAGAAAUUGGCUUAACACUAGAAACGUCAGGAACGUCAGGAACGUCGGAAAUAUUGCCUAAUAGGAAAAGAAAGAGGAGCGAAAAUACAGCAUCUGAAUUUAAUUCAGAUCUUGAAAAGAGCAGUCGACUUGUCAGCUUCAUUCUGCCAGAUGAUAACGCUGCCGGUCAGGAUGAUUCCUCUAUCUAUACGCAAUCAGAAGAUGCUGACUAUGAUGACAACAAUGAGAGGAAUGAAUAUGCAUAG